Molecule: messenger RNA, 519 nt
Organism: Closterium sp. NIES-67
Lineage: Eukaryota; Viridiplantae; Streptophyta; Zygnematophyceae; Desmidiales; Closteriaceae
Source: the annotation of a GenBank genome assembly
UGGAUGGUCGAGCAGCUGAGCUGGAGUUAAAGACUUUCUGUCACAUCAUGAAGACGCACCGUGUUGAUGACGACUUCGGCCAAGGCCUCGCCAACAUGCUCAAGACGAGGGAUUGGGCCAAGAGCUAUCCGAAUCUCAUGAGGAUCUGGCAAGCGAUGGCGGUUCUGCCCUUGAGCACCGUCGAGUGCGAGCGCGGUUUCAGCAGGCAGAACGCCGUCAACAGCUGGCUGAGGACGAGCGUGUGUGAUGCAAGACUCAGCGACCUGAUGACCAUUAUCCUCCUGGAGUACGACAUGGAAUACCCUGAGAUCGUGGAGAUCUGGAGACGCCAGAAGAACCGCAGACAGGCAAAAGUAGUGGCUUAUGAGAGGAGCAGCAAUGCUGCCAAGGGCAAGGAGCAUGAUGAGUCCGAUGAGUCAGAGGAGGACAGUGGCUCUUGUGAGAGUGCCUCAGAGGGAGACGCGGAUGAGCAUGGUGACUAAUGUAUGUAUGUGUUUGAAAUGAAGCGUACGUCUAUCA